AUGGGCGGAGGUGGAUUACGUAUUUUGCCACACAAAAAGUGGCAUGUAUGGCGACGUGAGAACAUUGAAAGAGUGUUGAAAGAUGAGCGUGAGAAUGAGGAGAAAAAGCAGGAUCUGGAAGUGAAAGAACGAAGGCUAGCACAGGAAAAACGAGCUCAGCAGCUGCUAUUGACGGAAGGACAUGAUGAUUCUCAACAACAUAUUAAUUUAUUCCAAGCGGAAGAGGCACAAGCAAGUAGUAAAGAUAUUGUGAAGUAUAGUAAAAAGAAGACAAUUGGACAAGAUGAGACAUUGAAACGAUAUGGCAUUGUACCUUGGUAUGCAUGGACUGAAGAUGAAAAGGAGAAGAGGAAGGAGCUUACAGUGAGACAGGAGCGGAAGCGCAAGAGAGAAUUAGAAGUAGCAGAUCCAUUGAAGUAUAUGCGUCCAAAGGAGAAACAAGGACUGCGUUUGUCAUUUACUGCUCGUUCGGAACAAAGAUGCGGAAGCAGAUAUGAUGCUAGUGAGGAGGGACUGGAUGGUAGUGAUCGCAGAAAGUAUUGCGCUCGGUAUGACCGCUCUUCGGUGUCACCUAAACGUGGCAAUCAGCGUUACUAUAAUGGUGAAGAUGACAUUGACAAAGCAAGUAAACACCGUAAAAAGAAAAGCAAGAGCAAACACAAGCUUGGCAAAGAAGCAGUGCUACAAGAGCUACGCCGUGAACGGCAAGAGAGGGAAGCGUCUGAGCGACGACGCGCGGAAAGGCUCAUGUAUGGAUGA
Molecule: messenger RNA, 759 nt
Organism: Peronospora belbahrii
Lineage: Eukaryota; Oomycota; Peronosporomycetes; Peronosporales; Peronosporaceae
Source: the annotation of a GenBank genome assembly